Messenger RNA from Conger conger (European conger), 6392 nucleotides. RefSeq names its product potassium voltage-gated channel subfamily A regulatory beta subunit 2a (gene kcnab2a). Lineage: Eukaryota; Metazoa; Chordata; Actinopteri; Anguilliformes; Congridae. Gene Ontology annotation, molecular function: voltage-gated potassium channel activity; transmembrane transporter binding; potassium channel regulator activity. The record is from RefSeq and is a predicted model, not a curated record. The coding region runs from base 418 to 1521 and encodes 367 amino acids. Gene Ontology annotation, biological process: regulation of action potential; potassium ion transport; transmembrane transport. The transcript is spliced from 16 exons. Gene Ontology annotation, cellular component: membrane; extrinsic component of cytoplasmic side of plasma membrane; cytoplasm.
AUUCUGGUUUUUAUUGCUCUGUGCCAUUCCCCGGCUUUCACUCUCAGGGCUCGUUCAUCUUACACACACCACACACACACACACACACCGCAAACACAUCGCCGUCCGCUUCUCUUUCACACACACGCGCGCGCACACGCAUGUUCAUCCACACGCAGGGGAUCAGGAACACUGCGAGAGGAAGCCGGGCAUCCAUCCCCCUCUUCUCCCUCUCUCCUCUCCUCUCCCGGCCUCUCGUCAAUCUGCCUUUCCCUCCAACCGUAUCUGGCUGGGACGAUUCUGCUGCGGGCUUGUAGAGAGGCCCUGGAAGUGGCAGAGAAGUGGAGAGACCUCACAGUUGCACAGUGAGAGACCUUGCCGCUGCACAACGAGUGAGAUCCUACAUCAGGCCCUCCUCACCUCCGCCCCUGUGACCCCAUGUAUCCUGAAUCCACCGCUGACUCUCCCGCUCGCCUCUCACUGCGACAGACUGGCUCCCCCGGCAUGAUCUACAGUGCGCGCUAUGGAAGCCCCAAGCGACAGCUGCAGUUCUACAGAAACCUUGGGAAGUCUGGGCUGAGGGUGUCAUGUCUCGGACUGGGGACGUGGGUGACCUUCGGUGGGCAGAUCACAGACGAGAUGGCAGAGCAGUUGUUGACGCUGGCCUAUGAGAACGGGAUCAAUCUGUUUGACACGGCUGAGGUCUACGCGGCCGGGAAAGCAGAGGUGGUGCUGGGAAAUGUCAUAAAGAAGAAAGGAUGGAGGCGUUCCAGUCUGGUGAUCACAACUAAGAUUUUCUGGGGUGGAAAAGCAGAGACAGAAAGAGGACUGUCCAGGAAGCAUAUCAUAGAAGGUCUCAAGGCGUCACUGGAGAGACUACAGUUGGAGUAUGUGGACGUGGUCUUCGCCAACCGACCAGACCCCAACACGCCCAUGGAAGAGACGGUGCGGGCGAUGACGCACGUGAUCAAUCAGGGAAUGGCCAUGUACUGGGGGACGUCCCGCUGGAGCCCCAUGGAGAUCAUGGAAGCAUACUCCGUGGCGCGGCAGUUCAACCAGAUCCCCCCGAUCUGCGAGCAGGCCGAGUACCACAUGUUCCAGAGGGAGAAGGUGGAGGUGCAGCUGCCCGAGCUCUUCCACAAGAUCGGUGUGGGCGCCAUGACGUGGUCGCCGCUGGCCUGCGGGAUCAUCUCAGGGAAAUACGACAGUGGGGUGCCGCCCUACUCCCGCGCCUCUCUGAAGGGCUACCAGUGGUUGAAGGAUAAGAUUCUGAGCGAGGAGGGCCGGCGCCAGCAGGCGAAGCUGAAAGAGCUGCAGGUGAUCGCGGAGCGACUGGGCUGCACCCUGCCCCAGCUCGCCAUCGCGUGGUGUCUGCGGAACGAGGGGGUGAGCUCAGUACUGCUGGGAGCCUCAAACACUGACCAGCUGAUGGAGAACAUAGGAGCCAUACAGGUCCUGCCCAAGCUGUCGUCCUCCAUCGUGCACGAGGUGGACAGCAUCCUGGGGAACAAGCCCUACAGUAAAAAGGACUACCGGUCCUAACCGGGGGCCCCAGGGACCGGGAUUGUGGAGCCGGACGCGGCCGGGUUUUUGCCUGUCGUUAUGUUUGCUUGAGCUUUAGUUUUUUUUUACCGAUAGAAACUGGCACACGAGGCGAGCAGAGGCUCUGCCCUGUAGGGGGGGGGGAUCCUUUUGAAUUACUGUACACACCAGGGAGAGUCCGAGUCGAACCCGCAGCUCCGAGACCCGCCAGAAGAGCAGGGUGUGCGGGGGGAGAGAGGGGGGUCUUGUGCACGAGUACUUAAAUCGGCAGUUCGUGCAAUUCAGCAGAAACACGUUUUGAAACGAGAAGAAAAAUUACUAAAAGACAAAACGAACAAAAAAAAAAAAAGCACACGCUUGCUUGCCCGUCAAAAUAUUCUUGUUUUAUUUAUUUAGUGUUUUUUUUUUUAUACUGAAUGCAUAUAAACAAAAGUAUUAUCAAUAUGAGCGUUUGAUAUGAUCUGUUGCAUUUGCACCAUUGUAACUUACUCAGUUUAGGUUUGGUUCGUUGGCGGCUGAAAGCUGUGGGCAGCUUUUUCUCGAAUGGUAGUUUGUGUCCGUGGGUGAAUUGGGGAAAUGGCCUCCUGCAAUAGUCUAUCCAGCUAUUUCUCAGAAUGCACAUCCAGAAGGCCUUUUUACCAAUUCAAAUAAUUACCAUAUGACCAAAGUUAGCUUUCUUUCCAUUAAACUGGUCUGCACUGAGCUGUCCUGAGUGAGCAUGUGCUGAGAUGUAUUGAGCUGAAAAUGUACUGGCCAGUAAAGCCGGAGAUAAUGUUAGCACAACUCGGUGCUAAGAAGGGUUAUCACAAACCUUGUUCACGCUACCCGACAUAGUCCUGUUACAGGUUUGCCUGGUCACAUUAUGGUUUUAACUGCCAACCCCAGAGCCCCGCACAGGUCUACCCUAGACCAUGUUCUGUUACUGAUUAACACAGUCUGACCUGCUCCCAUUACACUUUUAGGGGAACUGUGGGAAGGGUGGGAAGGGGGUCACAGUUUCCCCGGUCUUGUUUGGGGUUUAACUGUUGGACCUGGUCCCGUUACGGGUUAAUCUGAUUAGACCUGAUCAUGUUAUGGGUUUACCUGUUGAGUCUGGUCUGUGCUUUAUCAGUGUUCAUCAAAGUAUCCUAUUGGGGAGGUGUUUAAUAUGGCAUAUUAAUAAGGAAUCUGAAUAUCACACAUUCUGGCCAAUAGGAGCACAGCACAAGAGUCAGCUGCUUGUGGUUAAGGGAAGCGUAGGCUGGUUGUCAGCAGCUCAGGGAUUGGAACAGAGUUGUGUGCGUGUGCGGCUUACGGAAGCCAUCUCGCUACCAUACAGAGUGACAUGUCACCUGGCUCAAUCCAAAGACUGACAUCUCCGUGUUCCUCACAUCUGGGUUCAACCAUUCAUUUAUUCAUUUACACCAUGUCCAAUCUUAUCCAUCCUUAUAUACAUAUAUAUGCAUUAUAUAUGUGUAUAUAUAAACACAGGUAUUGUAUACAAAAUAUACAUAUAAGUGCAAAAGUUGUGUACCCCUUUCUUCAUUCUGUAAAGUUAAUUUCUUUUUUAUGGUCCUUCAGGGUUGUCUUUGUAAUUUCUCUUAGAGACCGGAGCAUCUGUCUUAUGAUGCGUGUAUGUUUGUGUGUACACAGAGAGAUGUAAAUGUAUGUAUAUCUCCACAUGUGCAACACAUUCAUCCAUAGUUAAUUCCAUGAAUCUCGCUCAUGAGGCAGGCAUUUGACCAAAGGAAGUGUUUGCAACGUUUUUUUCCCCACUGCAGUCAGUGUGCAUGUGUAUGCUUGUGUGUGUGCCCUUGCAUGCAUCUGUGUGUGUGUGUCCGCACAUGUGUGUAUGUCCAUGUGUGUAUGUGCUUCACAUUGCUCUUUCGGCAGUCAGAGCCCAUGGUAGAUCACUAAUGCAGGAAUACACACAUUCUAUAUCGGAUAAAUACAGGAAUACGUCUAUACACACACUAUAUCACACACACACACACACACGCUAUAUCACACAAACGCAGGAAUACACACACACAUACACACCCACACACGCUAUAUCACAUAAAUGCAGGAAUACACACACACACCCACACACGCUAUAUCACAUAAAUGCAGGAAUACACACAUACACACACACACACACACACACACACACACACACUAAGACAUUCAUAUAUGCAGGUUUGCAUUAAUUCACGCACACAUACCCUUCAUGCAGUUUCCAGAUUUCAGAAAUGAGCUGGGAUGUAAAAACUGGAUAGUGGAUUGGUGGGUUUAAAUUUGCACACUAACAAAUAUGUGAGCGAUAUGUUGGCCGUUCCGUGAAAGAGAUUACUAUAUUUACGUAUUCCAAACGGGCAAAACGGACAUCAGUAUUCCAAGAGUAUUCACCCUUGUUUUUCUGCAUUUUCCAUUUCAUACAAGAAUAUUGCACUGAUUUAACAGGCCUUAAUGAAAAGAUGUGACUGUCCAAACUAGUUUUCAUUCAGUUUAAUCAGGUUGAGUGCUAAUAUUGCUUCCAGUUACUUCUCUUAGUGCAGAGUGAAUGAUUCAGUUCAAAGAUAUUUAGCAUGACUGUGGCCUGGUUAUAAGAGUAUUAAUUCUACUGAGUUAGUUUGAUUUUCAGUAAUUUUAGGCUAUAUUUAUUAGCUGCAAAUGAAUAUAAGAAAUUUGAAGUCUUUCUGCUGCAAAAUCUAGUUUUGUUAUUCAGCUUUUUUCUUCAAUCAUAUUUGUAUUUGAACAUAUCAGAAGGGUGAGGAGAAUGGUUUUGGAAGAUUUCUGUGUCAAAAUUCAUGUCACACUUACAGCACCAUGCUGCUCUACCAGUAUGGACAGGGAGGUAGGAGACGAGGGGACGGCACGUCUCACAGGCUAUCCGGCAGAUGCUAUACCUGUGUUCAUAACGUUGUUAGCUGUCUGGUCUCUGGUUCCCCCGUCUGGCCACUGUGGGUAGUGCAGUACCGCAGCCGCAGUGCUGUUGCCCAGCAUGCGGCGUUGAGGGCUGGACACCCGCAUUGAUGAAGCUGUGCGACUGAUCCAAACUCCAGUUUAGGUUUCCUGUGGCCUCUGGCUCCCCCUUCUGGCCAAAGAGAACAGCGCUGUGAAAUGCAUCCCAGCUGCAUGGAGCUCCACAACGUGCGUCCACCUCGAAGCGACGUGGCCCACACUCUUUGCUCUGUACAUAAAUUAAAUCAACCGCAAAUACAAAAACCUUUGGGGUAAAAAAAUAUAUAUAUCUAAAAAGUUUUUAUAACGCCCAGCAUGUUUGCCGAAAUCACUUUUGAGGAGGACGCCUUUCCACGAAGAUUUAACCGGGUGUUUCUACCGUCAAUCUAUGCAUGAGUAUUCCAUCACAAUAAGCAGUUUCUGUUCUUAUACCGUGUGCUGCACAGUGAGAAUAUAUAACAGCACAGAACAGCCACACGACAUACACAGAGAUCCAUAGUAUGUAUUGAUUCUAUUAAUAUAGUUCUUCCCUACCUCCGUGUUUGUUGGCCUGAGACGGCUCUGCUGUACAGCACGUACACAGUGCGAGUGCACGUUCCCAGUCGUUACUUUGGCACAGACGUGGCAGGCUCUGAAGUUGAAUGGAAAACCUGCAGCAACUGUGCGCUGUAAACACUAUAUCGGUGCCCGAGGCGGGAGUGUCAGUCCCAUCGCCUAGUGCUUGGUGAACUCAUGCAUACGUGUGCCCGCGUGUAUGUGUGUUUACUGCGUGUGCAUAUUAACAUAAUGUACAUAUGUGUGUGCCCGCGCGUGUGACUCCAUAGCAGUCCAUUGUAGUGUUCUAUGUUGACACUUUGGUGAAGCUUACCUGAAGGAGUCUAGCACAAGGAUCGAGGCUUUUUCACUGGCUUUUCAUUUCGCUGUGAAGUAUCAUGGUUCUUUGCGUUUUACACCUGAAAGUCAGUCCUCUAGACAGAUAUGGAAAUAUACAUAAACAUAUCUUUAUUUUUAUCUUGAGGGCCUCUUGUCAGUGUGCAGAAAUGUCUGUAGUGUAAUGUGUGAGGGUGUGUGUGGAGUAAUGGAUGUGUUCAGUCUGAACACUUUCCAUGUACCUCACAGCAAUGGCAACGCUGUUAUUUGGGAUCAACUUGAGCCUGUGGGAAAUUUCUCUACUGUGUGUGUGUGUGUGUGUGUGUACAUGUACUCUGUUCAGUUCAAAUGUAAAGUCUGGAGUCAGUUAUGAAUUUAAACGGUUGGACAGUCCCCCCCCCCCCCCACUCAUUAGUCAGCAUGUUUAGUUGUGUGUAAUACGCAUCUUUUUUUCUUUUUAAAACAGAUCAAUGCACCACAAAUAAUGUUUGCUUUAAGGGUUUUCAGUUUGCUGAAUGCUUAGUGUUAAAUGUAACCUUGACAUUAAGAGGUAUCUACUCUCUCAUGGUCGGUAGCUACAGCUCUGAUGGUGCAGGCCUGUAGUGUUUCCACACUGUGACUUGGCUUGCACGGGGACUGGUAGUUCUGUAUUGCGUGAGGCCAAUAAAUGAACCAAUCAGACCUUGGCUGUAGACCAGCAGAAUCAUAGGCAAUAGAGUUUUACAGUUUUAUUUUUGUAACAUGCUGCAUUUUAUUGGGUUUGUAAUAAGGUGACGAUGACAAAAGGAAAUGAUCUGAUGAUAUUGUACAUGCCUUCAGACUAAUUCUCUUAAAAUGCUUACCGCUGCAGGCUACAUAUUUCACUCUUUUAGGUACCUGAUGGAGUGUCACAAUAGCUUCUGAAUGUACAUAGUUUGAUCUCUGUAUAUAAUAACGGCUGUGAUCACUUCUGCCCGUUUAAUUUUUAGGACUAUUUUCAUUGGCAGGCAUUGCUAACUGCAUUCUGCUUGAACCUGAGCAUACUACAUAUGUACAGCUUCUGUAUUUAUGACAUGAAAAUUAAAGUUAUGAAGAAGUGA